Messenger RNA from Apiotrichum porosum, 906 nucleotides. RefSeq lists its product as uncharacterized. Bases 1 to 906 code for a protein of 301 amino acids. Gene Ontology annotation, cellular component: proteasome core complex, alpha-subunit complex; proteasome core complex; nucleus. Lineage: Eukaryota; Fungi; Basidiomycota; Tremellomycetes; Trichosporonales; Trichosporonaceae. The transcript has 7 exons. Gene Ontology annotation, biological process: ubiquitin-dependent protein catabolic process. The record is from RefSeq and is a predicted model, not a curated record.
AUGUUCCGCAACUCCUACGACUCCGACAACACCACCUUCUCGCCCCAGGGCAAGCUCCACCAGGUGGAGUACGCGCUCGAGGCCGUCAAGCAGGGCUCGGCUGCCAUCGGUCUGAGGUCCAAGACGCACGCCGUCCUCCUCACCCUCAAGCGCUCGACCGGCGAGCUGGCCACGUACCAGAAGAAGCUCAUCCGCAUUGACGACCACGUCGGUAUUGCCAUUGCUGGCCUCACCAGCGAUGCCCGUGUGCUGAGCAACUCUAUGCGCCAGCAGGCCAUGCAGUCGCGCAUGCUCUACGGCCGCCCCAUCCCCGUCGCCCGUAUUGUCCAGACCAUCGCCGACAAGGCCCAGAACAACACCCAGAUCUACGGUCGGAGACCCUAUGGUGUCGGCUUCCUUGUUAUUGGCGAGGACGAGACUGGCCCCCACCUCUACGAGUUCUCGCCAUCGGGCACCGCGUUCGAGUACUAUGCCCACUCGAUUGGCGCGCGUAGCCAGUCGGCCAAGACGUACCUGGAGAAGAACUUUGAGUCGUUUGAGACCUCCGACCUGCCCGCCCUCAUCAACCACGGUCUCUCGGCCCUCGCCGACACCCUGCAGCAGGACAAGCACCUCACAACGCUCAACACCUCCAUUGCCAUCAUCGGCCCCGCGUCCGCCGAGAUUGAGCAGGCGUCCUCGGGCGCCGCCCGUCGCGGCUACUUCCGCGUCUGGGAGAACGACGACAUUGACGGCCUCCUCCGCUCGUGGCGCAGGAGCCGUGGCGAGCCCGAGGACGGCCCGCAGGAGGAGACUGCCGCCGAGGCCGAGGUUGCGGCUGCUGGUGAGGAGGCUGCUGCUGCCGCCCCGGCCCCCGUGGCGGAGACCGAGCAGGCGGCCGGUGGUGACGACGUCGAGAUGCAGUAG